AUUAUUAUAACAAUUUAUUUUAAUAUAUUUUAUUCUCAAAUAAAAGGUUCACCGUUCAAGUAAGAUCUAACAUUUUAUUGAAAGUGUGCAUUUUGCAAUUGAUUUACAUUAUUACAUUAGGCCAAUUCCCAGUCAUUCUGUUUUCAAUAUUCGCAAAAUAUAUAAAAAUGGUUCAAAAAGGACCUAGACCACUAGUAUUGUGUGGACCUUCCGGCUCGGGAAAAAGUACCCUAUUAAAACGUCUUCUAAACGAGUUUCCUGAUAAAUUUGGGUUUAGUGUGUCCCAUACUACAAGGAACCCACGUCCUGGUGAAAAGGAUGGUGUGCACUACCAUUUCACUAACUCAAAUGAUAUGCAAGCUGCAAUUGAAAACGGAGAGUUUAUAGAAACAGCAACAUUCAGUGGAAACAUGUACGGAACGAGUAAGAAAGCUGUUGAAGAAGUAUGCCGCAUUGGAAAAACAUGCAUACUUGAUAUUGAAAUUGAAGGAGUCAAACAGAUCAAACGUACAGACUUAAAUCCUCUGCUUGUAUUUGUGAUGCCACCAUCCAUCGAGGAACUGGAAAGAAGAUUACGUAUGAGAAACACAGAAACUGAAGAGUCUUUAAAGAAACGCCUUGACACAGCUCGAAAAGAGAUUGAAUAUGGUAUGGUGCCUGGAAACUUUCACAUUACCAUUGUUAAUGACAACUUGGAUAAAGCUUACUCAGAGCUACGUGAUUUUAUUUCUCAAAACUUCAAUCAUAAAGUUGAAGCUUGUAUCUAAGAAAUUUUGUGGUCCUAACAAUAUUUUUUUACAUUGAUGAAAUGGAAUAAGGAAAUAAACUUGACUACUGUGCAUUUAACAAUGACCAAUUUUACAGUUUAUAAGAACAGAUUGCGACUUCAAAUAAAGACUACUUAGGGAUGUGUAUAAUAAACAAAAAACAUAUAUAAUAUGUAUUAUAAUAUGUGCAGGAUUAUAUGUUGGGGUGACGGAAAGCCAGAUUUCUUCACUACGUACGACAUCCAUUCAGAGAAAUGUAUCCACUUGGCAUAAAACAUCCUAAAGGACAUAAUAUUAUGUAUUCCUUGAUAACAAUAAUAUUCAUAAUAUUAUAACCUUUAGUGUAGACUGUGCAGACAAUUCUUAUAUUGUUUCUUAUUUAAAAUUUAUAACUGUUGAAGGUUUUCAAGUUUAGAAAUGUUAAUUGUUGACUAUGCAAUGUAAGCAUUACAUAUUAUAUAGAAAAUUUGUAGUACAUACUUCACAAUAUUAAGUUUAAAAUGAAAUGAGUCCUUUUAAAUACCGUACAUUCCCUAAAUUGUAUUAUCUACUCUAAUUAAAUUGUGCCAACAAAAAUCGCCAUUUCAUAUACUUAUAAUGUUUUCUCGAAUUAUUAAUAUAGUUCUGUAAUACUAGUCACGAUUUUUUUAAUAGGUCCUUUUAGGGGGCGAAACUGCCAUUAGUUAGUGUUGGCGCACGAAAUUCAAGAGUACCGUAGUAAAAAUAUAUAGGGCAAAGUGGGGAAGCUGCGGAAUAUUAUACUGUACCGUGUAGUUUACAAAAAUAUUACAAAUUGUGAGUGUCUCUAAUUUCUCACCGUAAAAACUUUUUUGAUAUUAUAAUAAUUUGUAUGGCAUCAAAUUAAUUAGUUUGUAUGCCACUAGGGGCGCUGUUUCGAUGCCACACAACACAUUUAACGUGCAUAAUUACUCGUUCACAAAUCACACUAUGGUACGAUCUUGAAUUUCAAAGCUCUUAUUUAUAGUCCAAACUUUCAUAACUUAUAAUAUUAUAUUAUUUACUAUACCAGUGCUACUUAUGUUUUAAGACUGUUUAGCCCAACAUUGCCCUAGAAAAAUAAACAGUUGAUGAAUAUUACAUACAAAAUAAUAUUGGUUUUGCCUUAACUACUAUGUAUUUAAUUCAUGUUCUGCAUAAUUAAUCCAUUUUGCUAUUGCUCCUUGGCAAUCGUCGUUUUUCAGAUGUCUCUCAUUUCUUAACUAUAAUAACGAAGAUGACCAAGCUAAAAGGCAAAUGGUUUCACUGUAUACUUUUUCAUUUGUUAUUUUGUUAGUCUGAUUUUUGGUUGUGAGUUGUAAGCACUCGUGCAUUGAUAAUAUUGUAUAUUGUAAUGUAAUACGUUUCACUAGAACCUAUUUUACUUAAAUAUAAUUUUAUAAAUCUGCUUAUUAUGUUGCUUUUAAUUCAUUAUUGUAUAGUCUGUCAAGAAAGUGAAGAAAGUGAAGAAAUUAAAAAGAUGCGACCCGGU
Messenger RNA from Aricia agestis (brown argus), 2256 nucleotides. RefSeq names its product guanylate kinase. Gene Ontology annotation, molecular function: GMP kinase activity. The record is from RefSeq and is a predicted model, not a curated record. Gene Ontology annotation, biological process: purine nucleotide metabolic process. NCBI's taxonomy places the organism in Eukaryota, Metazoa, Arthropoda, Insecta, Lepidoptera, Lycaenidae. Bases 168 to 767 code for a protein of 199 amino acids. The transcript is spliced from 5 exons. Gene Ontology annotation, cellular component: cytosol.